GGCACUUUGUAGUGGCACGGCAUCCUGUUUUGUUUGCCACAUAUAACAAAAAAAAAACAGAGCAUCAGUUGAGGAUCAGGAGUAUGUGUGACAGCUGAGACCCAGCAGUGACCAAACGCAGCACACAGGUAACAUGAUGGAGGUAGCAGGUCCCUGGACAGAAGUAUUCGAGGGUUCGGAGAGGAAUGAGAAAUCCGGAGGAGCAGAGACAUUACUGGGAAGCUCCACUCUGACCCUCGCUCCUCUGAUCGCUGAUUCUCCCUCCGUACGCCGCUCCCAGCCCAUCCUCAUCACCUCAAACAGGGUAAAAGGUGUAGAGUCAUUCUCUUCUUCUGUCCCGUCCAUACCAAACCCCUUUCCAGAGCUGUGCAGCCCCUCAAACUCACCGGUGCUCAUUAAUUCACUUCCACCGCCGUCAAGUGACAGAAAUUUGAUAAAGGUGUACGGUGAGGACAGCCACAGCAGGAAGGUGUAUGUCUCUCGAGGAGCCACAGCCAGAGAUGUUUGUCACAUGUUGGUCCAGAGGGCUCACUGCAGCGAUCAGGAAAACUGGGCUCUCCUCGAACUCCACCCCACCCUGGGCCUGGAGAGAUGUCUGGAGGACCACGAGGUUGUGCUGGAUGUACAGGCAAACUGGUCCCUCAAGGGUGACACACGGUUCGUUUUCUGCAAAAACUACGCCAAAUAUGAGUUCUUCAGGAAACCAAUGCUCUUCUUCCCUGAGUCCAUGAUAUCCGACAGUGCCGAUGUCAGCAAGGGGAUGACAUCGUCAGAGCUCAUUCAGAACCUGCUCCGGUCCGGCACGUGUCCGGAGAUUCAAGGUUUCCUGCAGGUAAAAGAAUCGAGCCGUAAAGCCUGGAAGAAAGUCUACUUCUUCCUCCGACGCUCCGGCCUCUACUGCUCCACCAAAGGCUCCUCUAAGGAGCCUCGGCACCUGCAGUAUGUGGCCGAUCUGGAAGAUUUGAACGUGUACACUGUGGUGAACAGCCGUAAAUUGUACGGAGCACCUGCGGACUUCACCUUCUGUAUUAAGCCCUCAAGAAACCCCGUCCGUGCUCAGGACCUGAAGAUCCUCUGUGCUGAGAGCGAGCAGAUACGGACUUGUUGGACAUCCGCGUUCAGAUUGUUCAAGUAUGGGAAACAGCUUCAGUGUAACUACCAGCUAUCCAAGUCAGCUCCACGAAGCCUGGAAGGAUCAAACCUCCCAGAUAACAAAUCAAAGUCGGAGGACAGCUUGGUUGCCAUGGACUUCUCGGGGAAGGCUGGAGGACGGGUCAUCCAGAACCCAACGGAGGCUCAGAGCGCAGAGAGGGAGGAGGGCCAAGCCUGGAGGAGGAGAGAAGCCCUGAGGUGCAGUCUGCCCAACCUGAACUCUGCUGCACGACCUCCCUCGAUCCACAAGAUCCAGCCGUGGUUUCAUGGCGGCGUGUCGAGAAAAGAAGCACAGAGACUGAUAGAGAAGCAGGGGCUGGUAGACGGGAUGUUCCUCAUUCGUGAGAGCCAGCAGCACGCACAGUGCUUUGUCCUCUCACUGUGUUAUAAGCUGAAGACCAAACACUACCUGGUUAUCCCUUGUGAGGAUGGCGGCAGGAAGUACUACACCAUGGACGAUGGCUUGACUCUCUUCAUAGACCUCCUGCAGCUGGUGGAGUUCCACCAAAUCAACAAGGGCAUCCUUCCCGUCUGCCUCAAACACCCCUGCGUCUGUGUCGCACUAUGAAUCCGUUGUUCACUUCACACAUAGCCUGUCUGACCUCUGCCCACGUUGGCCCACGAUACCUUAACAUAACCUCUCCUCCUGGCCCAGGAUCAGUCAUUAAGACCCUUCAUUCAAGUCUAAAGUGUGAGCCCCAAUCUAAGUCAUCAGAUUGCGUCGAUAUCUGUUCAGCACUGUUGAUAACAACCGUGCUACGUGCCAGUGCAGUGCAAAGGUAUGUAGUCCAUGUGAUAAUGUUUUCAGGCUUGUUACACGUGGACUCAUGGGAAGCGUUAGCCAGACAUAAAGCACAUUGUCUGAUCACCUCAGCCUCUCCUCCUCUCUUUAGCAUUUUUAAUUAUACUCCACUACAUGUGUGGCUCCAGACAGUGGUUGGUUUUUUAUUUUUAAUUAAUGAGCUGCUGUCUCCGUGGAGGCGGCUUAAUUAGCCGUGUUGGACAGACUUUUAGCGCUUCGGGGAUCUUUGGAGAAAGAGCAACUGUUAAAGUGUAGAUUCAGACACAUGCAGCUGUGAUGGCUGGCAGGUUCAGGAUGAGCACAGGGAAACGUUUGACUGUGGUUGCACCAGAUGUCAGUGAAGAGGUGAUCGAUUGUGGCCACCAGAGGGCACUAUGCAGCCAUCAACCCUCAAGAGAGGAAUUUAGAUGUUUUAAUAGCAGUGUCAUGUAAGAAAUGAACACAUGCAGUUUUGAUAUUAAUACUGAAGAGAAAUAUGAUGAUGUAAUCAUGGAAAUACCCCAGAUUGCAAUAAUGUAGCAUGUAAAUUCUUAUUCUUCUGUCUUUGUUGUAUUUUGUACAUGAACUUCUUAUUUGUGCCGUAAUCUCACGUUAUAUUUUAAUGACAACCUUUAUUAGUAUAACCGUAAGCACUCUUCCAAUGCUAUAUUUGCACAGUUAUGGUGAAGGGAAACUGCAUUGUCUUGUGUGUUAAGAGCUUAUCACAAAAAGGGCUGUGACUAACGAUUAUCAUUCCUAUAUUUUAUUGUUCGGUUUGUCAGAAAAUUGUGAUAAAUGCACCGCACAACUUCUUAAAGCCAAAGAAGAUGCCUUUAAAUUGUUUGUUUUUUUCAACCUACAAUAAAAAAAGUCCAAAGAUAUUUGAUUUGUUAUCACCUACGACAGAGAAAAGCUGCAAAUCCUCACAGUUGAAAUACUGGAACCAUGUGAUGUUCAACUUUUAUACUAAAGAAUGGGCUUACCAGUAUAUGAUUAAUCAAUUCAAUGUAUUAGUUGAUCAGCUAAUCUACAAAGUGACUAAUCGUUGAGUGUUCAUUCUCGACCUGGGAAACCGUUCAUAAAGAAAACUCAAGGUCCACUAAAUAAGAGAACUCACUCUUCUAAUAUGCAGUUAAAGCAAAUGGAAAAAAAGCCAGUAAGUGAACGUUGAGUUGUGACUUUAUUUGAACAUGUUUUCUUUUACCUUAAAUAUUUUGCACUUCCUGUUUAUGUUUUGUUUUUAGGAUCCUCUGAUAAAAUGUCGGCGUACUGAAUAUCCAAAUAUUGUCAUUAAUCAUUCAGUCCAACAGGCCAGUUUUCUACUCACCUAUGGAAACAAAACCAGGUUUCAAGUACUGUAGCUGUGUAUCACCAUUGCUGAAUGUGUCAAAAAGUUUUUGUACAAAUACAUUCAAAUGUGUGAAUGUGGAAAAACAUUUUCAUCAAAUGAAUUUUAAAUAUUUGAAUGUGUAAAAAAACAUCUGAACAAAGCUGAUUUGAACUAUUUAACAUCAUAUUUUACUAGCUGAUGAUCAUGUUUGUAUAAUAUGUAAAAUAACUGCUGUCACACAGUGAUGGACAGUUGAGCACAUGUACUCCAGUAGUAUACCUCACUACAAUAUUAAGAUGCUUGAG
Scomber japonicus (chub mackerel) is the source of this 3568-nucleotide messenger RNA. It is a transcript of the gene grb7, whose product is annotated as growth factor receptor bound protein 7. The transcript is spliced from 15 exons. The coding region runs from base 134 to 1720 and encodes 528 amino acids. Lineage: Eukaryota; Metazoa; Chordata; Actinopteri; Scombriformes; Scombridae. The record is from RefSeq and is a predicted model, not a curated record. Gene Ontology annotation, biological process: signal transduction.